Molecule: messenger RNA, 1461 nt
Organism: Knipowitschia caucasica
Lineage: Eukaryota; Metazoa; Chordata; Actinopteri; Gobiiformes; Gobiidae
Source: the annotation of a GenBank genome assembly
AUGGAGUCUGUGGGAAGUCAAGGCUCCUGUGCUGGGGCCCCAAGGCUCUUACUGGUUCCCAGUCCAAUCCACCCGGACCUCCAGGUGGAUUUGGAUGAGGAGGACGAAGAUAUAGUGAUUGGAAUACGACCUAAAUCCUCUCCUCAGCCUCGAAGGAAGACCUCAAUAAGCGAAGAGGAGUCGGACCUCUCAGAACCUCCAUCGUUGAGCGGCUCUCGUAGAGUGUCGUUCGCAGACGCUGUCGGACUGAGUUUGGUGCAAGUGAAAGAGUUCGACAAAUGGGACGUCCCGCAGCUUCCAGACUUUUUAGACCUGACGAGCCAAGAUGAGGACAAAUACUUCAUUUCACCUUUCAACUUUCCGACGCCUUUGCCUUCUGAUGAGAUGAUUGUGAAGCUUCUGGAUGAGAAGGUGGUGUUACAAAGCCUGGAGUUGAUCCCCAGGACCAGCAUUCUGAAAGGGGUCAUCCACGUCCUCAACAUCUCCUUCACUAAAGCGGUUUAUGUUCGCACCUCUUUGGACGACUGGCUGAGCCACUUUGACCUGUUGUCAGAGUUUGUCCCAGGAUCUAGUGACGGCCACUCGGACACUUUCUCCUUCAGACUGACGUUGGGGCCUCCGUUCGCAGAGCAGGGGGCUAAAGUGCACUUCUGUCUGCGAUACGAGACUCAGAACGGGACAUUUUGGGCCAAUAACGGCGGGAAGAACUAUGUGCUGUUUUGUCAUGAGCGGAAAAAGGCAGUCCCAGGCCAGGCGCAAAGAGAAAGCAAGAAAAGCUGUUUGAAAGCUGUCAGCCAGAGCUUCUCUCUGGACGACAGAGCGUCGUCUCUGGAGCCGGAGAAAAGUGCAGCAGAUGAGACGACUCAGCAAAAUACCAUCCAUGAACGAGAAAAUACCAUCCAUGAACGAGAAACGAACCCAAGCAACAACAGCACAGAAGACUCAGUCCAGGAGAACAGACGAAACCACAGUCGUCGGAACCGCAGGAAAGCAGUGCGCGUGGCUCGAAUAAAGGACUAUUUUGCUCAAAAGAACAUAACAGACCAGAACAAAGAAAGCCAGGCGUCUCCAGAGACACAGACCCCAGCAGCCGAAGAACAGAACCAAACGUUGGAGAAGUCGAAUCCUGAAGGAAGCGUUCCAUUUGCUGAUGAUGCACUGGGCUCAGACUCCAUGACACGUGAGAACUUGGAUCUUGCUGAUGAUGUGGAUGGUGUUGAGAGCAAAGCCGUUCCCAUAGAAGCCUGCAGCUGCGUAGAAGCCAGUUCAGAAGUUUCGACACAGAAGGAUCCUGGAGAGAGGCUCGUUAGCUUUGCGUUCGGAACUGUCCUUGCUCCACUUUACCAGGAGGUGUCUGGGAGAGCAGUGGGGAGACAGCUGUAUUCUGAAACAAACAAUAAACACAUGAAGAAGCAGCAAGAGAUCGAGAAUGAGACUAUGAAUGGGCAGCAGCAGGAGUGA